Aspergillus eucalypticola CBS 122712 is the source of this 372-nucleotide messenger RNA. RefSeq lists its product as uncharacterized. Lineage: Eukaryota; Fungi; Ascomycota; Eurotiomycetes; Eurotiales; Aspergillaceae. The transcript is spliced from 4 exons. Bases 1 to 372 code for a protein of 123 amino acids. The record is from RefSeq and is a predicted model, not a curated record.
AUGAGGUUUCUGGCAGCCCUGUCUUCAGCAGCCCUUAUGGCAAGCUAUACUUCAGCGCAGUCUACACCUUACGAACACACAUUGCUAUUUCCGCAGGCGAACUUUCAUGGUACUGAUGGCACUGUUGUCACUACUCAGUGCACCACUUUGCCAGGUGACGCCCGUAUUGGAUCUAUCCGCGUGUCGUUGGAGGAGUCUUGCAUUCUGUAUCCGUAUGGUGGUGCUCCAACUAACAGAAUCAGAAAUAACUACUGUCAAGGCGAUGUUAUACAGGAAGUCGAUGACAAUGUGGCUCAAUUCCCGGACUCUGAAACCUGGAUUGGUGCUCUCUGUUCUCCCGACGCUUCGGCUGACGGUGAUGAUGAUUUUUGA